AUGUCCCUCUCAAACAAGCUCUCGGUUACCGAUCUGGACGUUUCCGGAAAACGCGUGUUUAUCCGUGUUGAUUUCAACGUUCCAUUGGACGGAACCAAGAUCACCAACAACCAGCGUAUUGUUGCUGCUCUUCCUACCAUCAAGUACGUUCUUGAGCAGAAGCCAAAGGUGGUGGUCUUGGCAUCGCACCUGGGUCGUCCAAACGGAGAGCCAAACGCCAAAUAUUCUCUUAAGCCUGUUGCUGACGAGCUUGAAUCGCUUUUGGGCUCCAAAGUUGAGUUUUUGUCCGAUUCUGUCGGACCAGAGGUGGAGGCCGCUGUCAACGGUGCUGCUCCAGGAUCGGUUAUUCUUCUAGAAAACCUCCGUUUCCACAUCGAGGAAGAGGGUUCUGCUAAGAAGGACGGUGUCAAGGUCAAGGCCGAUCCUGCUGACGUUAAGAAGUUCAGAGAACAACUCACCUCUCUGGCUGAUGUCUACGUGAACGACGCUUUCGGAACCGCACACAGAGCCCACUCCUCUAUGGUGGGCUUCGACCUUCCACAGAGAGCUGCUGGUUUCCUGAUGGCCAAGGAACUGACCUACUUUGCAAAGGCCCUGGAGAACCCUGUCAGACCAUUCCUCGCUAUCCUGGGAGGUGCCAAGGUCUCUGACAAGAUCCAGCUGAUUGACAAUCUUUUGGACAAGGUCGACUCCAUCAUCGUUGGCGGUGGUAUGGCUUUCACCUUCAACAAGAUCGUCAACGGCAUGGCUAUUGGCCAGUCGCUUUUUGAUGAAGCUGGAGCCAAGACCGUUCCAGACCUUGUUGCCAAGGCCAAAAAGAACGGCGUCAAGAUUGUGUUGCCAGUUGAUUUUGUCACUGCCGACAAGUUCGACAAGGACGCUGCCACUGGCUAUGCCACUCUCGAAGAGGGUAUCCCAGAUGAAUGGCAAGGACUUGAUGCUGGUGAGAAGACCAGAGAGCUGUUUGCCAGCACCAUUGCCGAGGCCAAGACUAUUGUCUGGAACGGACCUCCCGGUGUCUUUGAGUUUGACAAGUUUGCUGCCGGAACCAAGGCCAUGCUGGAUUCUUGUGUGAAGUCUGCUGAGGCCGGUAACACUGUUAUCAUCGGUGGUGGUGAUACCGCUACCGUUGCCAAGAAGUUCGGUGCUGCCGACAAGCUUUCUCACGUUUCCACCGGUGGUGGAGCUUCUCUCGAGUUGCUUGAGGGAAAGGCUCUUCCAGGUGUUGUCUAUCUCUCCGACAAAUAA
This is a messenger RNA of Kuraishia capsulata CBS 1993, 1248 nucleotides long. RefSeq lists its product as uncharacterized. Gene Ontology annotation, biological process: gluconeogenesis; glycolytic process. Bases 1 to 1248 code for a protein of 415 amino acids. Gene Ontology annotation, cellular component: cytosol. The transcript has a single exon. Gene Ontology annotation, molecular function: phosphoglycerate kinase activity; ADP binding; ATP binding. Lineage: Eukaryota; Fungi; Ascomycota; Pichiomycetes; Pichiales; Pichiaceae. The record is from RefSeq and is a predicted model, not a curated record.